AUGACUGAAAAGUCUCCAGCGCACAGGCACCCGCCGGGCGUCGUCAUGGCAGACGAGCAUACGCCCUUGAUAGCCACGGUUGUCGUGGCGGAGCCCAGGCAGCGGUACCAGCACCACUACGUUCGACGCCUGUGUACCACUGCGAUAUGCGCAUGUCUCUUUGCCUUCUUUACGACAUUCGUGGUCCUGGUGUGUCUCGAUCCCGACGACGGCUCCUCUUACUUUCCUGGUCCGCCAAGUGGACCAGCUCACUCUACUGCGCAGACGGGGCCCAACUUCUCGCACCAGGACUUGCUUGGUGUCCUUUUCGAGACCCCAUCUGCCGAAAAGGCCGAGGACUGGAGCAGAUACUACACCGCCGGUCCCCAUCUGGCAGGCCAGAACUUCUCUCAGGCGAGAUGGACCCAGGAGAGGUGGAUUGAGUGGGGUGUUCCCUCUGACAUUGUUUCUUACGACGUGUAUUUGAACUAUCCUGUGAACCAUAGCCUCUCCGUUCUCAGCCGCGAGGAGAAAGACAGCAAUGCGCAAGAUGCCUCUUGGAAGGUUGACUUCGAGGCAUCGCUCGAAGAGGACAUCCUCGACGAAGACCCCACAUCCGGUUCCGCAGAUCGCAUCCCUACCUUUCACGGCUACUCAGCAAGCGGUAACGUUACCGGUUCCUUUGUUUGGGUCAACUAUGGCACGUACCAAGAUUUUGAGGACCUACGCAAGGCCAAUGUCAGCCUUGCAGGCAAGAUCGCCAUCGCACGCUACGGUGGUAUCUUCCGCGGUCUCAAGAUCAAACGGGCUCAGGAGCUCGGCAUGGUUGGUGCUGUGCUCUACAGCGACCCUGGUGACGAUGGCGAGAUCCGAGAAGAGAAUGGGUACAAGACAUACCCAGAAGGCCCGGCUCGCAACCCUUCGAGCGUCCAGCGUGGCAGCGCUCAAUUCUUGAGCGUGCGUCCUGGAGACCCAACAACUCCGGGAUAUCCAAGCAAGCCCGGUGCGCCCAGAGCACCUGUGGAUGCCGCCAUUCCAUCGAUCCCAUCGAUUCCCAUCUCAUACGCCGAUGCACUGCCCAUACUCAAGGCUCUGAACGGCCAUGGACCCUCGGCUGAUGACUUCAACCAGUAUUGGACCCGCAACUUGGGCUUGAAGUACAAGGGAAUUGAGUACAACAUUGGCCCCUCACCCGACAACGUCGUCAUCAACCUGUACAACGAGCAAAGCUACGUAACGACGCCUCUCUGGAACGUCAUCGGAAUUGUUAAUGGUACUAUCCCGAAUGAAGUGGUCGUGAUCGGCAACCAUCGUGACGCCUGGAUCGCUGGCGGCGCUGGUGACCCCAACAGUGGCUCCGCCGUACUCAACGAAGUCGUUCGUAGCGUCGGAGCCGCUCUUGCAGCUGGCUGGACCCCGCUCCGCACAAUUGUCUUCGCCUCUUGGGAUGGCGAGGAAUAUUCCCUCAUCGGCAGUACGGAGUGGGUUGAGGAGUAUCUCCCUUGGCUCACGGAUGCUGCGGUUGCCUACGUCAAUGUGGACGUAGGCGUCCGGAGUGCCAACUUUGAUGCCGCAGCAGCCCCGCUCCUUCACCGCGUCCUUCGGGAGGUUGUUGCCGCUAUUCCAUCGCCAAACCAGACUGUCCCAGGACAGACCGUGGGUGAUCUGUGGAGCGGCAAGAUCAGGCCCAUGGGCUCCGGCUCCGACUUCACGGCGUUCCAGGACUUUGCCGGCAUCCCGUCGCUGGACUUUGGGUUUGGCGGCUACGGCCCCAAAGAUGCGGUAUACCACUACCACAGCAACUACGACUCAUUCUACUGGAUGGAAAAUUUUGGCGACCCAGGCUUCGAAUACCACAAGGCCAUGGCGCGUAUCCUCGGUCGCACCGUCGCGGAGUUGUCCAACAGGCCCAUUAUCCGCUUCGACGCGACCGAUUAUGCCGACGCUCUCGCCGGUUACAUUGAUAAGAUCGACGCCAAACUGGCCGCCGCCACCUCCUCCGCCGAGCCCGACAUCGCCACCAUGUCCGAAGAAGAAAUCUUCGCCCUUCGCUCCAGCGGCCUCCCCUCGGGUGAUGAAGCCGAAGAAGUCCGUCCACGCGGCAGUCCGGCCGAUGUCGCUGAGGCCCUCGCCCACCUGCGCUUCCUGACCGCCAAUCUCCGCAUCGAGACCCAGCGCCUCGACGCGCUGGGCCCGCUGGGUCGAAGACACCCAUAA
Messenger RNA from Verticillium alfalfae VaMs.102, 2196 nucleotides. RefSeq names its product glutamate carboxypeptidase. The transcript is spliced from 2 exons. Lineage: Eukaryota; Fungi; Ascomycota; Sordariomycetes; Glomerellales; Plectosphaerellaceae. Gene Ontology annotation, molecular function: carboxypeptidase activity. The record is from RefSeq and is a predicted model, not a curated record. The coding region runs from base 1 to 2196 and encodes 731 amino acids.